AUGGGAGGGGGAGAAGGGGACAGCUGGGACAGGGCUGAUGGGCCAGGAGUGGAGUCCCUGGACAUGGUGCUGGUCCUCCUGGUGCAGUUGUGGGCCAUUCAAGGAGCCACAGGCCUGAGUAUACAGCAGGGGCCCAAAUCACUAUGGGUGAGACAGGACAGUCAGGUGAUCUUGGCCUGUCAGGUGGCCCAGACCCAGGCCUGGGAACGUCUCCAUGUUGGGUGGACCAAGGACGGUGAUGUCAUGUGCCAGCCAUACAUCACCAACAGCAGCUUUAGCCUGGGGGUCUGUGGGCCCUGGGGACAGCUGUCCUGGCUGGCACCUGGUGAUCUCACCCUGCGACUGGACCGUGUCAGCAUGAACGACAGCGGGGACUAUGUGUGCUGGGCAGCUAUGGAGAUUCCUGAGUUGGAGGAGGCUGAGGGUAAUGGGACACAGCUCAUGGUGUCUGCAGGGUCCGCUUUGCUGUUCCCGCGGGUCGGGACAUUCUGGCGCCCGACGUGGGGCACUGGAUACGGGGGACACCGUGAGGAAGACGGCGCCUCGGAGGGUCGACCGCUGAAAACGAAAGAGAAUUUGCUCAAAGACAUGAUUCCAACUAGGGACAAAUCCCUGGACAUAGCCGAAACUGUGGCUCAGACAGAGGAAGUAUUAAAAGUCACUUCCAAAGCUGACCUCAGAAAUUCCUCCCCGCCGCCUGGCGAGGAUAUAGACCUCGUUUCCUUAGAAGAUGAAGGACUGCUCCUAGUGCUGCUGGCGGCGGGGGUCGUGGCGGUGGCGGCGGUCGCGCUGGGCGCGGGCAUCUGGGGUCGCCGCCGCUGCCGGGAAAAGGACUCAGGAAAUCCAUUCUACAGCAACGUCCUAUACCGGCCUCGAGGGGCCCCAAAGAAGAGUGAGACCUGGCCUGGAGAGAGAAAGGAGCUGGACACACCCAGGGAGGGCCAGAAAGGCCAGAGCGUGUACGCUCUCUCUUUUCCCCAGCCUGCCACCCCCCCACGGCGUCUGGCCCCCAAACCUUGCCCCAGCCAGAGGCCCAGCCAAACCAUCUCUACCAUCAGGGUCUCUCCUGGCCCAGGCCCCUCUGGGCAGCCAAGGCGAGGGUUCCCUGUAGUGGGAGAGGAGUUGGAAACUCCAGGAGACACAAAGGGGAUCCCACAAGAGGCUACAAAAGGAUGUAACUGCGUAGGACUAGCCGGUUAG
Messenger RNA from Cynocephalus volans (Philippine flying lemur), 1200 nucleotides. It is a transcript of the gene TMIGD2, whose product is annotated as transmembrane and immunoglobulin domain containing 2. The record is from RefSeq and is a predicted model, not a curated record. Lineage: Eukaryota; Metazoa; Chordata; Mammalia; Dermoptera; Cynocephalidae. Gene Ontology annotation, cellular component: external side of plasma membrane; B cell receptor complex. Gene Ontology annotation, biological process: B cell differentiation; B cell receptor signaling pathway.